Molecule: messenger RNA, 991 nt
Organism: Vanessa atalanta (red admiral)
Lineage: Eukaryota; Metazoa; Arthropoda; Insecta; Lepidoptera; Nymphalidae
Exons: 3
Coding region: 35-952 (305 amino acids)
Molecular function (GO): DNA binding
Source: RefSeq, a predicted model, not a curated record
UAACGUUGUCUUUCUAAAUCGUACAUUUUUAACAAUGCCAAACUACGUUUUGAACUUUUUCGAUAAACUCGACGGUAAACGGGCCAAGUGCGUUUUCUGUUCCGAUAUUAUUGACUACACUCGUCCACACAAGCUUGCAAAUCACAUGAAAAUUAAACACUCGGAUUCAAUUGAUUGGGCGCUUAUAUUACAAUCUGAAAAUAGUAACCGUAAACGUCGUAAAUUUUCUGGGAACGGAACAAAAAAACAUGUAUGGGCAAAUUUUACAAAAACUGAUGUACAACAAAAACUAGCUAAAUGCAAUAUAUGUGAAAAAAUUCUGUCACAUAAAUCGACUAUUGCGAAUUUAAGGUUACAUUUGAAGCGAAAACAUGCAGAAGUUUUUGCAAACUACGAAAGUCCGAGAGAAAUUGAUGAAAACGAUCAAGAGGAACCCGGGCCGAGUGACACGUCUGGUGUUUGGGGUUCAUUCGAAAAGCAAUCCAACAACACAUCGAGCAGCAAUCACAGACUAAAUAAGAACGAAGAGAUCCACUCCGAUGUCGAUGAACAAAACUGCUACACUGAAGUCGUAUACUUGGAAGACGAAGAACAAACGUCGAAGAAACCGGAACCGAUAAUCGAAGUUCCCAGGCCACAAACAGAACCGAAAGAAACCCAAAUAUCGUUCGAGCCAAUGGAAACAGAGAACGAAGAAAUCGAAAAUUUUAGCAAAUACGUUACGAGUUUAUUAAAAAAAUUACCGAAAGAUUUGUGUACGCAGUUACAAAUGGAUAUAAUAAAUUUGAUUAUGACAGCGAAGUUGAACAAAAUGGGGAAACAUUUGGCGCCAAAUUUGACAGCUGCCAAUGUCGGAAACGCGUCGUACCUACUGUUACCCAACGUUCCGGUUGGGAACCCGAGCGAGGGGCUAAAAACGUUCAAUAGAGACCCGAGUCUCCCAACGUUAUAACGUAAACUUUAGUUUUUGUAUUAUAUUAAUAUAAAACUA